AUGGGAUAAUGUGUAUGUUCUGAAUAAAUUACUGUUCUAAGCGAGGCCCCUCCACUGACAUUUACUAGUAAAAUUGAGACCAUUCGGGAAGUUGGAGCUCUUCCAGAUGAACCUUUAAUUCAAGGAGAUUUAGAGAAGAAUUUAUCAUAAACCAAAACUAGAUAAUUGGAUGAUUCCUUACUAUUAGAAAUUCAUAGACCUGAUGUUAAAGAAGCUAAAUUAACAUCUUAAUUGUUCUAGACAACCUCAUUCAAAGUCAAAGUACGAGAUGAUUUUAAUGCAGGAACUAUUAGAUAGAUUGGCCCCUUUUGAAGUAGAAGACUCGGAAGCAUAUUUUUAUGGAGUGUAUGAAUUAAAUAAUGGGAGUUUAUAUCAAGGAGGAUGGUUAGAAGGUCAAAAAAAUGGAAAAGGUAAAAUUCAGUUAUUUAAUAAAAAGGAGUUUAAAUCAUGAAAAAUGGAUCAAUAUAUGAAGGUUAAUUUUCUCGAGGAAUGGCAAAUGGAAAGGGUAGAAUGAUUUAUGCCGAUGGUGAUUAUUAUAUAGGAUAAUGGUGUGAUGAUCAACAUUACGGAUAUGGUGAGUAUUAUCAUGGAGAUGGUGCCAUGUAUAAAGGAGACUGGUUCGAAAAUUUAUAAAAUGGAUAGGGAUUCGAAUUUUUCUCUGAUAAAUCUAGUUAUACAGGUUAAUUUAAAUUAGGAAAACGUGAAGGAUAUGGAGUAUAUAAAUUCCCAGAUGGUUCUCUUUAUGAAGGUUCGUUUAAAAAUAACUAAUUUAAUGGAUAAGGGUAAUUAUAAUUGAUAUAUUUUAGUACUUAUACUUGGAAUGAUGGUAGAAAAUAUGAAGGAGAGUGGCUAAACGAUUAAAUGGAUGGAAAGGGUAAAAUGACAUGGGCAGAUGGUACUAUAUAUUAAGGGGAAUAUAAGAAUGAUAAAAAACAUGGAUUUGGAACUUUGACAUGGCGUAAUCAUAAUAGUAAUUUAGUUAGCUGAUUCUCGAUAAUAUUCUGGAUAAUGGGAAUAUGGUAAAUAACAUGGAAUUGGUGAAUAUACUAAUUCUUAAUAAGGAAAGAGGAAAGGAUAAUGGGUGAAUGGAAAAAGAAUGUAAUGGUGUGAUUGAUUUAAUAUUUAAUUAAAUGAGUGAUCUUCAUACAUCAUUAUUAAACAAUAAUAUCUCCUUUGAUUAGUUAUAUGAGGUACCUAAUCAUAUUGUAUCUUAGAAAGUGAAAGCACAACUUAUAGAUUACUAACAAAGCGUUGAUGAAUUACAGGUAUCUGGGGAAUCAGAAAUUGAUUAACAUAAUGUCAAUCAAGUGUUUCUACAAUUGAAAGCUAUCUAAUUAGAGCAUAUGGACAUUAAAGAAAACAUCAUUAAAUUGGAGCAAGUACUUUAAACAAUAACUCAAAGUCAUCUAGGGGAGUUGAGCAACGAAAUAAAACCAAGAAAUUAAGAGAUUUGUACACUAGUCAUCUUUAAAGACAUCAACAGUUAUAUAAAAAUAUGAUUAAUGAUUGUGGAUAUGAAUCUUUAAAGGAAGUGUUAAAGGAUAUUGAAAGAAUGAUGAAAAUGACAUCGAAAUAAGAUGUAUAAAAUUUUACAUUGAAUCAUUCUUCCAAUAAUCAAUAAAAUGUUUAAAAUGCCUAAUAAUUGUAAAUGAUGGAUGUAUAGACAUUUGAACAAUUUGACCACAUUGAAUGGCACAAUUAAAUCAUUAAAUAAAACUAAGAAGAAAUAGAUUAAAUCUAAUAUAAGACAUAAACAAUUAAUAAAAUUGUUCAAGAUUUAGCAUUGGAAAUAGAACAUUAAGAUACCUAUUUUGAUGUAAUAGAAACAAAUGUCACAACAACAAAAGAGAAUGUUAUCAAAACAUAAGAAUAAUUAAGUAAAACAUAAGAAUAACAGAAAACUGGUAAAAAGAAGUUAUGGUGCAUGUUAAUUUGUGCUUUUGUUGCAUUCUUAGUUUUGUUAUUAAUUUUGUUAUUGUGA
Molecule: messenger RNA, 1981 nt
Organism: Paramecium pentaurelia
Lineage: Eukaryota; Ciliophora; Oligohymenophorea; Peniculida; Parameciidae
Source: the annotation of a GenBank genome assembly